AUGGCGGACCCAGCCCCGCGUAGAUUCGGCGCGCAUUCCCAGGCCGCUCUUGUCCCGCCCCCGCCACAGCGUACCCGUUCAGCAUCGUCUACCUCCUCUGCAACCCCCCCGGCAUUCGACAUCACGCUGGCAGCAGACAAGGCACAGCAAUGGCUGUCUACCUGGGCCCCCAGGGGUGAGGGCAAGGGGAGAGAUUUCAUCAUCAAUGGGCUCAACGGGGUGGCUAGUGUCGCCAGCACCGUUUCAAGCGGCCUCAAUACCAGACACGGGGAUGGGGAGCUAUCCCACUUUGCCAACCGGUCCACAUCCAGCUUCCUCACUCCUUCCAACUCUUCCGCAUCUCCCUCGACCAGCCCUGAUGGACGAUUCAGCAUAUCCCCACCACCGCUUGGGCCUCUGCAUGCGCACUCUACCCCGCAAUUGGGCUUCUCUCAAGCUGCGGGAAGUGGAAAGAGGCCACCCCAGCCUGCCAAUCUCGCUCGUCUGGGUCACUCGGUAACUACUCCGGCAGCCCCGGUCAUCUCUAAUGGGCCGAGUGGUCUUGGCCAGCAACGCCCCAAAGCUGCUCAAAGCGGCAGUACAUCUUCCCUCCCGACAGCCAGUCAUCGCACUGCCCACGGUCCAUCUCACCUCGGUCCCAACGUCCCAGCUCACCGCCGCACUUCCUCGAGUCACUCCUAUAACCGUCCCGCGUCUCUCAUUGCCAUGCCUGGUACUGGAAGCAAAUCGCCGAGCAUGUCUCGUUCAAGCUCUAUGACUGGCAUCUCGGCCGGUCCGUCUUUGAAGAGCGCGGGGAUGCCGUACAAGCCGGGCUUUCAGCCACAAGGGGUCAGGAGUGAUAGAACAGAAGAGUUUAUAAGUGCUAGAGAAGAUCUCGUCGACCUUCAUUUCAACCCCACAAUCACACAAAGUAUCAGCACCCUCCCCAGAUCGUCAUCAUCCUCCUUCUCGUUCGCAUCUGCCGCCUCGGACAAACGACGCUCGAUAAUGUCAAUCGAUGGCGCCUUGGAGGCCUUGAAACCCAAAGACAUGUUCAAGGGCUUUAAAGCUGGAUCUGGUCCAGGCGGGGACGAGGGAAGAAGGCGGGCUGCUGAGCAAACCAUUGUCAAGUGGGAAGACGACUCGGAGGUCAAGAAAUGCAGAAUAUGCUCCUCCUCCUUUUCGCUCUCCAACCGCAAGCACCACUGCCGCCUUUGCGGCCGCAUAGUCUGCUCCCUUCCUCCGACGCCCGCAGCUCUUUUGGCCGUCGAGAUUCAACUCUUCGCCCCUGCUGACCCGUCUGCGUCCAACCAAACCCAGGCGGGCCUUCCCAUCGGCACUCGAAGGGAAAGGUGCUCUUUGCUUCUUGUCGCGGACUGGAAAACAGGCAGAGGCGAAGAGGUCGAAGAAGGUUUCGUUGGCUGGAUGAAGACUGCAAACGGAGAAGACGGGGAAGAUGGGGAAAGGACGCCGAGGCCGAACGAGACAGAAGAUGCUGUACUAGAGUCAAAGUUGGUACCCCAACAACCGAAAGAAGUCCAAGUCAAGGGGAUGCGCGUCUGUAGGGAAUGCUGGUCUGUCGUAUCCCGGAAACAGACAAUGCAAGAUCGGCAACGCGUCUCGGGCUUUACGCGUCUCUACCAAGCUCUCCGCAUGCUCCAAAGCGAAAUCGAAGAGAUCUCCAUCGAACUGGAUGACCUGCUCUCCGACUUUGCCUCAUCCGCCGUCCAAUCGUCUUCCUCGUCAUUUGACCCUUCGCCGGAGCUUCUUGCUACUCAUCGGCAACUCGUCUCUCUCUUUACGCAGUACGAGCACCUAUCUAAACGCCUGUGCAGCCUUCCCUGCCUUGAGAAUUCCGGAUCGCAGGCGGUCGUGCAGGGUAAUAUAGCAAGGAGUGCAGCGGCUUUCAUGGCUCAUGAAAUGGGGCGAUUGCAAGCAAUACCGCGCUUACAAAAGCGGGCGGCGGAGGCAAAAAAGAAGGGGAUGGUGAUCAACGAAGUGACGCUAGCGCAGCUGGAUCUUGAAGACGAGGAAGAAGAGGAGAGUGGGGCAGACGAUGUGGCUGUCUUGUUACAGCCCCUCCUGGAACAAGAAGCACAACUAGAACUGUACAUUUCAGACGCCAAUGCCCAACGGAAAUAUGAAGAUAGCAAAGCCCUACAGGAGGCCCUGAACGAAAUCCGUGCAGAGAUUGGCAGGGUCACCCUGGGGGCAUCACAACGCCAAAGAUGA
Cryptococcus wingfieldii CBS 7118 is the source of this 2211-nucleotide messenger RNA. RefSeq lists its product as hypothetical. Gene Ontology annotation, molecular function: metal ion binding. Bases 1 to 2211 code for a protein of 736 amino acids. The transcript has 5 exons. Lineage: Eukaryota; Fungi; Basidiomycota; Tremellomycetes; Tremellales; Cryptococcaceae. The record is from RefSeq and is a predicted model, not a curated record.